This is a messenger RNA of Leptopilina boulardi, 556 nucleotides long. RefSeq names its product odorant receptor coreceptor-like. The coding region runs from base 1 to 498 and encodes 165 amino acids. Lineage: Eukaryota; Metazoa; Arthropoda; Insecta; Hymenoptera; Figitidae. Gene Ontology annotation, cellular component: plasma membrane. The transcript is spliced from 4 exons. Gene Ontology annotation, molecular function: odorant binding; olfactory receptor activity. Gene Ontology annotation, biological process: sensory perception of smell; detection of chemical stimulus involved in sensory perception of smell. The record is from RefSeq and is a predicted model, not a curated record.
AUGACUGUACAAACAAACAUCAGAAAGAUUUGGGCGCAGUUUUUAAAUAAUGUAUUUUUCUCAAGAUGUCUUGGAUUAUUGGAGGAUUGCUUUUGCAUAAUGCUUCUUAUUCAAUUGUUGGCUCAUAGUAUCCUUUUUUGUCUUCAGGGUUAUAGAUUGAUACAAUUUCUAACAUUACAACAAACAAAAUCACUUUUUAUGGAAGAAAUGUUUGUUGUUGAAUAUCUCAUUUAUGUUUUAUCUAUUUCAUACAUCUACUGUUAUGUAUCAGAGGCACUUGAAAAUGAGAGCAUUACACUUGGACAGUCUGUGUAUAAUUGCAAAUGGUUUUAUUUACCACCAAAAAAAAUGAGAAAUUUAAUGAUUAUUAUUCAACGUUGCCGAAAACCUGCACAAUUAACAGCGGCAAAAUUUUGUGUUAUGAACAUGCAAAAAUUUGGAAACGUAAAGAAAAAUAAAUUAUUUUUUGAAUUUACAAAUUUUAAAAACAUCAAUUGAAUACUAUUAUACUGACAAUUAUUUGUAUUUACUUUUGAAUACCAUGAGACAGUAAACU